This is a messenger RNA of Synchytrium microbalum, 1959 nucleotides long. RefSeq lists its product as uncharacterized. Gene Ontology annotation, biological process: protein dephosphorylation. The record is from RefSeq and is a predicted model, not a curated record. Gene Ontology annotation, molecular function: protein serine/threonine phosphatase activity. Lineage: Eukaryota; Fungi; Chytridiomycota; Chytridiomycetes; Synchytriales; Synchytriaceae. The transcript is spliced from 7 exons. Bases 1 to 1959 code for a protein of 652 amino acids.
AUGAGCAUUGUGUCGGUUCCACGGUUUUCUGUAAGCUCCUUAGAGGCUGGGAAUGGUCCACGGUCGUCAUCACAUAUAUCGAGGUCGUUUCUACUAGAGGAUCGCGACUAUGAGGACUACAAACGGGCUGGAACUAGGGGAAAUUUAGCUGCACUCUUCAGAUGGAUUGGAAUUGGGCCUAAUGGAGUUACAGAUGGUUGUGCUCUCACAAAGACAUUAAUCUUUACAUUUGUCCUGUCUUGGAUUUUUGUCGUAUUAUACAUAAUAAUAUCGGAUGACAGGACACCUCCGCACCAACUUGCAUCAACGGUAUUAAACAGCAGAACCUCCUCUAUACUAGUCAAAUCAUCAAAUCAAUCCAAGAAUAUUCUACCUCCAUCCAUCGUCAAUCUCUACCUAAAUCACAGGACAUUUGCUACUUCCACACCACCCUCAUUACCCAAAGACAAUUCAACUUUUAAAUCAGCCUUAUUCGCCCUAGGAACUGGUGUAGGAGCUGCUGUAACUUAUUACAUAUUGUUUGAACCACCAGCUCCACCAACAAAACCUGUAUCUGCGCUAGAAGACGCCAUGUCGAGAGUACCUGUAGGUUUGACUCCUCAGCAGAUUGAUGUUCGCUUAAGGGCUGCUGAGACUCGUGUCAAGGUGGACAAGGCUGAUGCAAGAGGAACUAUGGUGGCUGGAUUUGAAUUGAGUGUGGUUAACAGUAAUGACCCCAUAGAGGAUUACCACGAUCAAAGAAAGACACCAAAUGGAAUGAUAUUCGCGCAAGUCUCUGUUUUACCAGCUGUAUACGAUGGUCACUCAGGCACAGAAUGUGCAGAAGUGUUAUCUCACUAUCUGUCAUCAUACGUAGCAGCAGCCAUAAAAGCCAUACCCAGAUCAAGCAACAACAACAGACAACAGGCCAUAUCAGACGCCAUCUCAUCAGCAUUCAUAGCCAUGGACAAUGAUAUAGCACGGGGAGCCAUAUCUCUAGAUCCAAACUAUAAAGGCGCCUUCCCAUACUCUAGAGAUAAAGUACACGCUGCUUUGAGACCAGCGAUGGCAGGCUCCUGUGCCCUAUUGACGUAUAUAGAAGGAACCGAUGUAUACGUCGCAUGUACAGGGGACUCGAGAGCCGUACUAGGUCAAUUACGUGCCGAUGGAACAUACCAAGCACUACCAUUAUCCGCAGACCAGACGGCGUCUAACCCAUCAGAGCAUGCGAGAAUGUUGGAAGAACAUCCAGGUGAACGUGAUACUGUGCUUGUCAAUGGACGUGUCCUUGGGUACCUUAUGCCAACAAGGGCAUUCGGAGACUGUAGAUAUAAAUGGCCUGCCAAAGUCGCUGAAGCUGUUAUACCACCAAUAUUUGGACGCUCUGUAGCCCGAAACUAUUAUACACCACCAUACGUCACCGCUCGUCCCGAAAUAAUUCAUCAUACCAUCGAGCCUGGACGAGAUCGAUUCUUGAUUAUGGCUACUGACGGGGUAUGGGAUGAAUUGUCUUCUGACGAAGGUGCCGAUCUUGUAGGUCGUCACUUGUCGAAAAUAGGGGCUUCUCCACCUGCUACUGCAGCUGCUGAUGAAGGGAUAGUUGUCGAAGAAAGAAAUUAUGCGUAUAAGGAUCGUAAUUCUGCUACUCAUCUUAUUCGGAAUGCGUUGGGUGGUGCUGAUGAAGUACAGAUGGGUAAAUUAUUGGCUAUACCGCCUCCAUAUUCAAGGAGGUUCCGUGACGAUAUGACGGCCAUAGUCGUUCACUUCCAUGAUGGUGUGUUCACGACUGGUGGUAAUGGUGGUAGCGGUAAUGGCAGUGGUGGUGGAGGCAAGCCCAUUCGCGACAUUGAUUUGAGUCUGACUGGCCCAAAGAAGCCAAGGAUUGAUCAACUGGCGGAGUGGAGUGCUGCAAAUUUGCCUCCUGGUAUAGCUGGUAAGAAAUCGAAGGCAAGCAAAGAAGGAGUCGCUGCGCGGUUGUAA